UUGGGGAGGGAAAAGCAGGGUAAAGGUUGCUUGGAGAGGCGAAGCAAAAAGCUGGGAGAGUUUCGUUGAGCGAUCUCGCUUCCGAAGCAGCCAUGGCGGAACAACCUAAGCCCCCUCAGGCACCUAUUAGCCCGGUAAAAAACUUCUUCGCGGGUGGCUUCGGAGGCGUCUGUUUGGUCUUCGUGGGACACCCACUGGAUACUAUCAAGGUCAGACUACAAACUCAGCCGAAACCUUUGCCAGGACAGGCUCCUCUUUAUGCUGGGACCUUUGACUGUUUCAGAAAGACUCUUGUGAAAGAGGGUGUCCGUGGCUUGUAUAAGGGGAUGGCAGCCCCCAUUGUUGGAGUCACUCCCAUGUUUGCUGUGUGCUUUUUUGGAUUUGGCUUGGGCAAAAAGCUGCAACAGAAGACCCCAGAUGAUAUCUUGACAUAUCCUCAGCUGUUUGCAGCAGGAAUGUUAUCGGGAGUGUUUACAACUGCAAUUAUGGCACCAGGAGAAAGGAUCAAAUGCCUACUACAGAUCCAAGCAGCCUCCGGUGAAAAAAAAUAUGCGGGCCCCAUGGAUUGUGCCAAACAAUUGUAUCGUGAAGCUGGCAUUCGAGGCGUGUACAAAGGAACAGUGCUCACACUCAUGAGAGAUGUUCCAGCCAGUGGGAUGUACUUCAUGACCUAUGAAUGGCUGAAAACUAUUUUGACACCUCAGGGGCAGAGUGUCAGUGACCUCAGUGUACCCAGAAUACUCUUUGCUGGAGGAAUGGCAGGGAUCUUCAACUGGGCUGUGGGAAUCCCUCCUGAUGUGCUGAAGUCACGGUUCCAGACAGCUCCUCCGGGAAAAUAUCCCAAUGGCUUCAGAGAUGUCCUGCGAGAGCUUGUUCGAGAGGAGGGAGUGAUGUCUCUGUACAAGGGAUUCAGUGCUGUGAUGAUCAGAGCUUUUCCUGCCAAUGCAGCAUGCUUCCUUGGCUUUGAAUUUGCCAUGAAGUUUCUUAACUGGAUGGCACCAGGUUUUUGAUGAUUGAAAAGUACGUUCCUUUAGGAACUCGAGGACAAGGAAAAGAACUGUGGUAAUUGCAUUGGAGGAGAAAAUCAGAAUUAUGAAAUAAGCUACAAAGUGACUCAUUUUUUAUUAAUCUUUUUGCCUUACGCUUUCUGGGUGGUGCCCUUUUUGCCAUUUGGAAUUUUGAGCCAAAUCUCCUUCUGUGGAGAAAUUCGAAAGGAGUUCACAAUCACACACUUGCCUUCUCAAUUCAAAAGUACCAAAGUGGUUAUGCUGUUGAUAGAACAUCUUGCUGCUAUUAAUAGGUAUCAGUGUUUAAUUUUUACUCCUCAUUUUCCUGUGACGAAUAAAGGAAAAUGAUUUUAAUUUCCCUUUUUACAUUAAUAAAAAAUGCAGUGCUGGUUAUGGCACUAAGGACAUUCCAAGAAGUCAUGGGGUGUUUGGAACUGUCCAUAUUGUAUUUAAUUCUCAGGACGGAAUUUAAGUAAUAGAUACACUGAUAUAAAAACAUUUGAUUGCACUUACAGAUGUUUGGUGCUAUUUGCCAUGGUUUCUUGUUAGUUCCUGUGGAAUGAAUGGGAACAUCUGAACAGUUUUGUAUUUCUGUUCAAGCCUUAUUUACUGUAGUAGGCCUUGCAUAUACAACACAAUUGUAGUAUGUUUUGACCAUAUAAGCCUCCCUUUACUGCCUUGUGGUCUCUGACUUAAAGUCUAUGGCAUGCAAUUGCUUCAUUGACAUAAUUAAUAUAAAAAGAAAGCCAACUAGAAGAAUAAUGCAAACAUUAAAGAGCCUUGAAGUCACCAAAUAUAAAUAAGUAUUAAAUUAGUGAAGAUCUGCUAUCUGUUUGUGUAUGAUGAAAAACCUCAAAUAAGUGAAUAGCAGAAACUGGGGUAAAUCCCAAUCAUUUUGGCUGGAAUGAGCAGUCAAUAUAAAAAUGCCUUUCUCUAAAUUCAGCUUUGGUCCUUUCUGGAUAACUAAUAAUAUCUUGAGAGGCAGCUUUACAAGAGAUGAACAAUCUUGUAUAUGGCAUACCAGAAUAUGUAUUUUGGUAUUCCCGGUACCUAUGCUAGGAAUGUAUUACAAUAGUUUCAAAGCAAUUUGUGUGCCACCCUAGCAAGCUUUUAAAGUUGGAGGAGCCUGCAAUAGGAUAACUAACUACAAUGCCAUUCUGUUUUAAUGUGAUCCUCUUGUACACUCAUAUAUGGGCUUUUAAGUACAUCCCAUGUACAAAGAGAAUAAACAGUGUUUACAAAAUGUCUCAAUGGAACAUGCUUAGGACCCAAUAAAAGUUGCGUAUUGGU
Messenger RNA from Protobothrops mucrosquamatus (brown spotted pit viper), 2297 nucleotides. It is a transcript of the gene SLC25A20, whose product is annotated as solute carrier family 25 member 20. The record is from RefSeq and is a predicted model, not a curated record. Gene Ontology annotation, cellular component: mitochondrial envelope. Lineage: Eukaryota; Metazoa; Chordata; Lepidosauria; Squamata; Viperidae. Bases 93 to 1010 code for a protein of 305 amino acids. The transcript is spliced from 9 exons. Gene Ontology annotation, biological process: mitochondrial transport; positive regulation of neuron projection development; carnitine transmembrane transport. Gene Ontology annotation, molecular function: O-acyl-L-carnitine transmembrane transporter activity; low-density lipoprotein particle binding.